GACAGCAUGAAAAGACAGACAGAACAACAAUAAAAAAGUAGUUCCAUCAAAGAAAAAGAUAUCCGUGUCAAAUGUCACUCAUCCACCACGCCGAAGGCAGUGUGACGUCUUAACACCGGACCAAUCGUUGGCCGGCGUUGUGCGGCGAGGGGCGUGACAUCAACCAGAGCAAUGAAACAGCAGGGAGCGCAAAUUGAAAUGGCAAAACGUCCACGGACGCACUGGCGGGUGUGGAGGAGAGCGGAGCUGCUUGGUGUGAGGGACCUCGGUAAAAGUUGACGGCUGCUCGGAUGGAAUGCGUGUGCAUCCGGCUCCCCUGAAGCCUUACGGGCUCGCAACGAAGCGUCCCGGGCUCCCCUGAAGCCCGCUGGGCUCCGUGGCCCCUUCGCCGCCGGCCGCGCACAGUGCUCGUCGUCCGGCCACCGGCGUCGUCGUUCCUAUGAGUGCGACGUCCAGUCCGCCGUUCGUGGUGAUGCAGCGGCCACUCGGAAGCAGCUCCGCCUUCAGCAUCGACUCUCUCAUCGGUGGGCCUCCGCAGCCCAGUCCAGGACACUUCGUGUACACGGGCUACCCCAUGUUCAUGCCCUACCGCUCGGUGAUGCUGCAACCGCCGCCGCCUCCGCCGCCGCCACCCGCUUCCCUGCAGCCGGCCGGACACCCACCGCAUCUCCCGGCGUUGCAAGGCGGUUUUUGCUCCAGCCUCGCUCUCACCUCCACGCUCAUGGCCUCGCUUCCUGGAGGAUUCUCGCCCGGCCAGCAUCACCAGGACGCUGGCCGGAAGCACGCUGAGGACACCAAGAGUUUGGCGCCAGUGUCAGCGAAAGAAGACGCGGAAACGUCUGUGCAAACAGCCGCAGCGCGAGGACACGUGAGUCCAGACGAGUCCAAAGAGGAUGACUGCGCGCGCAGAGACGAGAUUUUCUCGAUGGACAGCGACGCGGACUACAGCUCGGACGACAACAUGAUGAGCUCCGCGGCGGCCGGGCUGGAUGACGGCCUGCACCUUCACGCUUCGGCCGGCUCCGGCUCGGGCCCCCCGGGAGGCGGAGGAGGCGGUGGCGGCGGCGGCGGGGGUAAGAACCGGAGGCGGCGGACCGCGUUCACCAGCGAGCAGCUCCUGGAGCUGGAGAAAGAGUUCCACUGCAAAAAGUACCUGUCGCUCACCGAGCGGUCCCAGAUCGCGCAUGCGCUCAAGCUGAGCGAGGUGCAGGUCAAGAUCUGGUUCCAGAACCGGCGCGCCAAGUGGAAACGGGUCAAAGCCGGCAACGUCAACAACAAGUCCGGGGAACCGUCGCGGAACCCCAAGAUUGUGGUUCCCAUCCCGGUGCACGUGAGCCGCUUCGCAAUAAGAAGUCAGCACCAACAGCUGGAGCAGAGCCGACCCUAGAACCCUCGAGAACCACUGCCGAGAACUGGCCUCUCUUCAGCGCACUUGGCACUUGUUUAAUUCGCUCUCUUAAAAAAAAAAAAAAAAAAUCAGGCCAAAGCUGGAAAGUCAAGAAAUGUAACGGCAUUUUUAAACAAGUGCAAUAGGAUCUAAAUUAAUUCAUUGAAGACAAAAAGACAAAGGACGAUUAUGUCCUCAUUUAAGGGACAAAGUUUGAACGGGAAAAGGAUGACGAUGAUGUCCAUGAUAACGAGACAA
Messenger RNA from Hippocampus comes (tiger tail seahorse), 1645 nucleotides. It is a transcript of the gene gbx2, whose product is annotated as gastrulation brain homeobox 2. Gene Ontology annotation, biological process: regulation of transcription by RNA polymerase II; regulation of nervous system development. Gene Ontology annotation, cellular component: nucleus. Lineage: Eukaryota; Metazoa; Chordata; Actinopteri; Syngnathiformes; Syngnathidae. The transcript has 2 exons. Bases 440 to 1387 code for a protein of 315 amino acids. The record is from RefSeq and is a predicted model, not a curated record. Gene Ontology annotation, molecular function: DNA-binding transcription factor activity, RNA polymerase II-specific; RNA polymerase II transcription regulatory region sequence-specific DNA binding.